Cephus cinctus (wheat stem sawfly) is the source of this 4333-nucleotide messenger RNA. Its product is annotated as glutamate receptor ionotropic, kainate 2. NCBI's taxonomy places the organism in Eukaryota, Metazoa, Arthropoda, Insecta, Hymenoptera, Cephidae. The transcript is spliced from 19 exons. The record is from RefSeq and is a predicted model, not a curated record. Gene Ontology annotation, biological process: monoatomic ion transport. Gene Ontology annotation, cellular component: plasma membrane; postsynaptic membrane. Gene Ontology annotation, molecular function: glutamate-gated receptor activity. The coding region runs from base 846 to 3713 and encodes 955 amino acids.
CGGUAUGACAGAAAAUAUAUUCUUUGAAAUAAAAUCUUAAUUGAAUUUAAACUAGCGAGCAGUUAAGGGCUAAUCGUGAUGUUUUUGCUUAUCCCAAAAAUGUCAACCCCUUAACGUUCAUCUGAGCCAAGCCCUAAUUACGCAAGGGUUAACGUCCCACUCGACACGAUAACGAAUCCGCCAUGAUGUUAUUCGGUAUCAACUUUCCUGGGGAUCCGGAACCGAAUAAAUUAGCAAGGGGAUAGCAACCCCAAGCGAAUUACAUGCCUUGCCGAGCAAUUAAACUUUAUCGACCUUUUCAUGGCAACAGUUUGAAUUUCUCGGAAAAUAAUUGCCUAGACUUUCAAAUUAUUUUCUAAUUUUUCAAAAAUCAAUUGCCCUUCAUCGUGCCUGGGGGCUUUUUAAAAAUUUAUUGGUCAAUUACAUAAUCCACGUUAUAAGGAUUCCAUCGAUAACGAUUGGUAGUCUACUCGAGGGCUGAUCCUCGACUGAGCGUAUUUGACUGGACCAGUCGAAAAUUCAGAGGGCAAAGAAAGCUGAAGACGUUGAAAACACCACGUGCGGGUCAUGCGCAGUAGGCGCUGAAGCACGUGGCCGGUGUAGCUAGGAAGCACCAGGGGUGGCUUCCUGGGGAAGAGAUCAGUCGCGCGCCGGCCGCUGCCACGGAAGGAUAUCUGUGUUCAUCUCGGUUGAUGUAGGGCUAGCGAGCUUCAGACCCUGAAGGGGUAGGUCGGUGGGGGCUGUGCGAGGCGGCGGCGGCGCCGGUGGUCCCGGUGCUGGUUCUGGCGAUCAGUGGGUACUUUGUGGCUGGGGGGUGGAUAGGGGGUGGUUCGUCGAGAUGAGCUAUGAAGGGGGGCCUGGGCUACCUGCUAGCCUCCGUGUUCGUACUUCAGCUCGUCCAUCUGAGCUUAACCGUCAAGGCGCUGCCACCGGAAGUCAAGAUCGGUGCGAUAUUCACUCAUGACCAAAAGGAUAGCAGUAUCGAGCUGGCGUUCAAGUACGCAGUCUCCAGGAUCAACAGGGAAAAGAUUAUACUGCCCAAGACUACGUUGCAUUACGACGUCCAAUACGUCCCCAAAGAUGAUUCGUUUCACGCAUCCAAAAAGGCCUGCCAACAGGUCAAAUUCGGCGUGCUGGCAGUCUUUGGGCCCUCGGACCCAAUAUUGGGCCAGCACAUACACAGCAUCUGCGAUGCCCUGGACAUUCCGCACCUGGAAGCCAGGCUGGACCUGGAUGCGGAAGCCAAGGAGUUCAGUAUCAAUCUGCACCCCGCACAAACACUGCUCAAUACCGCUUAUCAGGACGUCAUGGUGUUUCUCAACUGGACCAAGGUGGCCAUCAUCUACGAGGACGACUACGGUUUGGUCAAACUUCGUGAGCUGGUCAGAUCUCCAAGGACACGGGACAUCGAGGUUCAUCUGAGACAGGCUGAUCCCGAUUCUUACAGGCAGGUUUUGUCUGAAAUAAAAAUGAAGGAGAUCAGAAAUUUAAUUGUCGACACGAAAACCAAGCACAUGCAUCACUUUUUACGUACGAUUCUUCAGCUUCAGAUGAAUGACUACAAGUAUCACUACCUCUUCACCACUUUUGAUAUAGAAACCUUUGACCUCGAGGACUUCAAAUAUAAUUUCGUGAACAUCACUGCCUUCCGAUUGGUCGAUGCUGACGAUCUCGGAGUUCGCGGAAUCCUCAUGGACAUGGAACGUUUUCAACCUUCGGGACAUAAAAUUCUUAACAAGACACGAGUCAUACAGGCGGAAUCAGCCCUCAUGUACGACAGCGUGCAGGUGUUUGCCGUCGGCCUUAGAACCCUCGAGCAAUCGCACGCACUCAGGCCUGCCAAUCUCUCCUGCGAACUGGAGCACCCCUGGGACGGUGGACUCUCUCUCAUCAACUACAUCAACUCGGUCGAGAUGAAAGGUAUUUCUGGACCAAUCGAAUUUAAGGAGGGCAGAAGGAUACAGUUUAAACUGGAUUUACUCAAACUGAAGCAGCACUCUCUGGUUAAGGUGGGAGAAUGGCGUCCGGACGCCGGUGUCAAUGUCACGGACACGGCAGCUUUCUUUGAGCCGGGAGAUGUCAACGUGACUUUGGUCGUCAUCACAAUCCUGGAGAUGCCGUACGUGAUGAUGCACUACGAAAAGAACUACACUGGGAAUUCACGCUUUUACGGUUUUUGCGUUGACCUCCUCGAGGUCGUCGCAAGGGAGGUCGGAUUCUCGUAUCGUCUGGAACUCGUCCCGGACCGGAAGUACGGUGCACGGGAUCCAGAAACCGGCGAAUGGAACGGCAUCGUCAAAGAGCUCAUGCGACAUAAAGCGGAUUUGGCUGUAGGAUCGAUGACGAUUAAUUACGCGAGGGAGAGUGUCAUCGAUUUUACAAAACCCUUCAUGAAUCUUGGUAUCAGCAUACUUUUCAAGGUUCCCACCAGCCAUCCGGCGCGACUGUUCUCCUUCAUGAAUCCACUGGCCAUCGAGAUCUGGCUCUACGUCCUGGCAGCCUACGUCCUGGUCUCGGUGACGAUGUUCGUCGUCGCGCGAUUCAGCCCCUACGAGUGGAACAAUCCCCAUCCCUGUCACUCGGGACCGGAAAUCGUCGAGAACCAGUUCUCUCUGGCGAACAGCUUCUGGUUCACCAUUGGCACCCUGAUGCAGCAGGGGAGCGAUCUCAAUCCGAAGGCAACCAGCACGCGUAUCGUUAGCGGAAUCUGGUGGUUUUUCACUCUCAUCAUAAUCUCCUCUUACACUGCAAAUCUCGCUGCGUUUCUAACAGUCGAGAGGAUGAUAACGCCCAUUGAGAACGCCGAGGAUCUCGCCGGACAAACGGACAUAACCUACGGGACUUUGGAAAGUGGCAGCACCAUGACGUUCUUCCGAGAUUCCAUGAUCGAGACUUACAAGAAGAUGUGGAGGUUCAUGGAAAACAAAAAGCCAUCGGUGUUCGUACCGACCUACGAGGAAGGAAUUCAGAGGGUCCUACAGGGUGACUAUGCCUUCCUGAUGGAAUCCACGAUGCUCGAUUACAUAGUGCAGCGCGACUGCAACCUCACGCAAAUCGGAGGACUCCUUGAUAGCAAAGGUUAUGGCAUAGCCACACCAAUGGGCUCACCUUGGAGAGACAAAAUAUCUCUGGCGAUUCUGGAACUCCAGGAGAAGGGCGAGAUACAGAUGCUGUAUGACAAAUGGUGGAAGAGUCCUGGCGACACAUGCAUGAGAACCGAAAAGGGCAAGGAGAGCAAAGCAAAUGCACUGGGCGUCGACAAUAUAGGUGGUGUCUUCGUGGUGCUACUGUGCGGCUUAGCCUUCGCCGUGGUCGUAGCGAUAUUCGAAUUUUGCUACAAUUCCAAAAGAAAUUCCUCGCCCGAGCGCCAAACACCGCCCAUGCCCCCGACAUGUUCAGGAUCUCUUCAAGGUAUCCCACAAGUGCAGCAACAACAGCAGCAGCAGCAACAGCAAAAUCACCAACAGGAGUCUCUGUGCGCUGAGAUGGCGCGAGAACUUUGUCUGGCCUUACGUUGCCAUGCUUCCUCCAGAAGAAGACGCGCCUGCGAGAAAUGCUCUUCGCACGUCAUAGGAUAUCCAGCGGAUAACCCAAGCGCCACGCCGAUAAACGGGAUGCGUUCCCAGCGAAGCAGCCUGGGAGUCUCGAUAGAACUGCCGUCACACAUUCACAUGCACCACCAUGGGUCGCCAAGCGAUUACGACGGUAACUAAUCUACUCUUACCGACUGUUGGUACGGGAUGAGUUUGAUUUUUUGGUUCGAAGUCGCGACGAUAGAUGUCGAAACAGUGCAGAACGUUACUUUACCGACUUCUUAAGGAUAAAGGGUAGCUCGUCGUAUCCACUCGAUGGUUAAGGGAUGAAUUCUGCCGAUCUGAGAGCAUCCCUUACGGUUUCCUUCCGUCCUUUACCCUGACGGAUAUUCUCUGUAUCCAUGAUAGAACUGAUCUCUGUACCGUGCGAGUGGUUUGACCGAAUUUUAUUAUGCACAGAAUUAACUCGUAAGGUAUAAUGUCAUUUAUCUACUCGUCUAUCUGUAAUUAAUUAAAAGAAAAAGAGGAAGAGCAUAAGGAAAGACACGUGUUAUUCGUCACUUCGCAAAUGCGCGUGUCAAAACUUACUUUGUAAAUAUACUUAUAAUCGCUUAGUGUAUGACGCGUAGAGGACAACUCAUCGUAAUGUAAUUAUAAAGUGUAACGUAUGUUAGCGCUAAUCGGUACAAUUUCGAUGUUUGGUGUCAUUUUAUGUAUGUAUAUUCAGAUAGAGGGAAUAAAUGUAAGUUCUAAGAAGACAAACGUAUAUAUGUCUGUCGUCUGUCUCGUGCUUAAAAAUA